Molecule: messenger RNA, 3432 nt
Organism: Trypanosoma rangeli
Lineage: Eukaryota; Euglenozoa; Kinetoplastea; Trypanosomatida; Trypanosomatidae
Exons: 1
Coding region: 1-3432 (1143 amino acids)
Source: RefSeq, a predicted model, not a curated record
AUGGAACCGCAAGGUUCUGCAUUUGUAACGGCGCAGGCGGAGGGGAAGAGGAGGACACAGUUUGCCCGGCGGUCAUACAUGCCCUCAUGGAUGGCGGGUUCCUCAUGGCUGGAAUCUGUUGAGGUUCCUGAAGAACAUAUGAUGGAGCUGUUCUUGGAGGAGCGAGACGGCUCGAGGCGCUCGACAUCCGCAUCGCAGCCGUCUUUUAUAGUGAGGGCACCGGGGCAAAACACCAACCCGCUGCUUGCAGAAACCGCACGUCACACCGUGUCCUCUUGGACUGGGGACAACCGGAACAUUGACACAGAGUCUGCUCAAGAGAGUUUGAUGUCUCUGUUGGCAGAUGUAGUAAAGGCAGUAACACAACGCACACCCUGGGAUCCAGUGGAAUGUGGGACGGAGGUGCGAAAGGGGAUGCUUGCGGUGCUGAUUAAAAAAUUUCUUGAUCAGUCUCUCAAUCCGGGUGUGGUGGGGCUUUUCGCGAAGGACGUCCUCCGCCGUGUCUCCGACGCUGGCGUUGCGCAAGAGCUGCAGUACCUUUAUGAAGCCUUUACGUCUGACAAGACAUGGAAUGGUAAGGACUCAUACAGGAGAGAAGAGAAUUUUAUCCGUCGUCCGGACUACGAGGCAUUUCAGAAGCACUGCCUCGAGGAAGUGCGUCGACGACUUAACAUGCUGGACACAGAGUUGAGUGGGAAAGAAAUAAAUGAGCGACAUUCCAAAAGAGUUUGGAAUGAUAUUCAUGGAGCGCAGCGUGGGGAAUGCUUUGGUGGGUGCAUCACACUAUCUCUUAUGCGAGUACAACUCCGUGAUACGGAGGAGGAGAAAUGUACUAAAAAUGGGAGUAGGACAAUGAAGGGUUUACCACAACAUUUAAAGGCAAUUUGGAGUCUUCAACAGAAAAGUUGGCGUGUAGCUUCAGAGGUGGUGCCGGGAAAAAGUGCCUUGAAAGAUGGCAUCUACACGUGGCAAUCAGAUAGUCGUGUUACGUUGAUGGUGCCGAGGGGUGCCAGUGAGCACUUCAAAGAUUAUAUCAUUCUUCUCGAGCUCUUCGUGCCCCAGUUAUCCUGCUUUUGCACUGCCCCAAAAGAGAAAAUCGUGGCCUCUGCCACCAUCACUGUCGAUGACGCCCUGUAUGUGAGUGUGGCACAACCAAACUCCCCACUGCGACGCUCUGACACUUGCCCUUUCCCUGAGGCGUCCUACGGAAAAGGCAGUGUUAGAAAUGAGCCCAUAACUACUCCAAAUGUAGGAAUCAAGGGCUAUCACUUCUCUUCCGUCUUGCUUUCACCAGCCACCACCGCCACCAAAAAUGUUCAUCCAUACACUAUCGAAAGUGCAAAGACCCUGUGUAGUAUGUAUUGUCUUAAUAGAGAACACAAUACACGGCCCCCGGCAAUUAAUUUAGAGGGAGAAGGAGGUCAAACUCGACCAAAUAUGGAUGUGGUUGCAACCACCCAAGAUGCAUGGAGUACAGACCAUCACAAUUCAUUCUUACGUCUGGUUGACAUUUUAGGUGACAUUGACGAUAUGGGAGGUGCAAUUAUUAAGGCAUACUGUCGCCGCUACUUGAUUCACGGGGAACUUGAAACUGUUGCUGUCUUAAUCUCCGUUUGCACGCGCUGCAACCUGGCGGACGAAACUUCUUGGGAGCGUUGCACUUGUGCGUUGGCCUCGCUACUUAACCUCCGCGGCACGGCAAUGACGCACGUGACAAAGCGUCUAGUAAAGGAGGCUCUUGAGGCAACCCAGUCUUGUAUAUUUGACAUUAUUUUGUCGUUAGAAGACGUCCGCUCGACUUCAUUAACAUCUUUUUUGCCGUUGAACCCACGGGAGUUGGAAAAAGUGCUGGAGGAGAUGAAGAAGCUUUUGCUUCUCUUUGAUCAGAAUAUGAACGUUAACGAUGCCAUUUUGCAGGAAGCGCAACGAGAGGUCAGGCCUCUGAUGGAGGCCUUAGAACGGUUAGAUGGUCGUGUGCUGCGCGAGCAUCGCCGUGAAGUGGUACGGGAAACCAUAACGGAUCUCUCUCUGCCGGAGCUUGAGCGCCAAAAAGAUGGAGCACGACUAAGGGGUAAAUCACAUUACUUGCUUGAGUUGAUGACACAGGUAACUGAACGAAGCAAGCGAGCUUUUUCCUUUGCAAAGAUGUCUGGGUCUCCCUCCAUCAUGGCCAUUGCCAUUUGCCGUCUCAAAAGCCUCACAGAAGCCAUCUGUGUCCCACUCCGAAAUGUUGUGACACGUAUCUUGGCCUGUCUUGUUCGCACACCCGAGCCAGACCCGCUUGGUGAGACGCUUGGACUUCUUGUCUCCACAUACGGCUCAGUGAUGAGUCUUGUGGAUAUCCUCGACAAUGAGCCUGGAACAGCUUCCAUAUGUCGUGACUUGGCUGGUUGCUUUACCGAUUUUAUCUCGUUCUGGUUUCCCCUGUGUGAGGGACACAUCUCCACGUGGAUGACAAGUAUUGUGACGAGUGAGACACUUAAGCCGCUUGUGCCAAAUGCAGUGCAUUUCAACCACUCCCCUGGGCUUCUUCAAGAUCUACUUCAGGCUCUACUCGCUGUUUUUGUGCGUAUGCUCGCUUGGACAGAUCCUUGCCAACAUGAAAUGUACGCAAUACAUUUUUUUACGCUUCUACAAGCAAUGGGAGAAGCGUUUGUUGACGCUAUGGUUGCACGCGGUCGCACCACGCCCAAGUUGGAUGAGUGGCUGGUUUGUCUAAGCAAUUUGCAGCGCUACCAGAGGAUGUUGCAGGAGUUUGGAGAAAGAGACGUCAUGCAACAACUCAUUCCUCUACUGGGUGAUCCGGAGCGCGUAAUCGAGCAUCAGCGAAGGGUGAUUGCUGAGCAAACACGCGCGUCAACUAUGGAAACUGGGGAGGAAUUUGAGCGGCACAUUAUACAUACCUUGGAACGGUCUGUGUUGAGUUUUCUGUCCGAUCUCAUUGGCGCUGAGAUGCUGGGAAAGUUUCCCGUGCCCCCUUCAGUCAUGAAGCAAGCUGCGGAUUGCCUUGAGAGCUACCUCGGGCAGCAGCUUAGUACAGCCAAAAAUAACCUUGACGAGGGGCUGUUCACCAAAUUCAUUAACGAAAUAGCUGCGCGAGCGUAUUAUGGGGCCUUUCACUCCCUCUUGUUGCGGGAGGGUAAGAGGCAACUUUCGGAGAGUCAAGUGGCGCUUUUGCUUAAUCUCUUGCAAACCCUUUACGAAGUGAUGGAGUCGGUGGGAGGUGACAGGCUGCAGGGGGAGUCCCUCGACUUGUGGCAACGCAAUGGGCGUAUACUGACUGCCCUUUUGGGGCAGUCAAGUAAGGUACUCGCCCAUAUGGUGAAGAUGGGGGAGUUGGAUAGAGUGGAACGUGUGCAGGUAGAACUUCUUUUGCGCUCUCGCCGAGACAGUGGUGCCAAGCAGUAUCUUGUGAUCUCUUGCGAUAAAUAA